Racocetra persica is the source of this 876-nucleotide messenger RNA. The record is from the annotation of a GenBank genome assembly. NCBI's taxonomy places the organism in Eukaryota, Fungi, Glomeromycota, Glomeromycetes, Diversisporales, Gigasporaceae.
AUGUCAGUUGGAGGUGUAAUAACGAUAAUCGUUGUAGUUAGGUUUCUUCAUUUACCAAAACCACCCGGUUCGUUACUUGAUAAAAUUAAAAGAGUUGAUAUUAUUGGUACCAUUCUAAUAAUCUCAUCAACUGUUUGUAUCUUAUUACCGCUUAAUUGGGGUGGCAGUACUUAUCCUUGGAAUAGUCCCGUGAUUAUAAUACUUUUAUGUGUCGGCGCACUCGGUUACAUAAUAUUCGGUCUCGUUGAGCAUUAUAUCGUUACUGAACCCGUAGCUCCAUCUACACAAUCCGGAUUAGAGUUCAUGCCUUACCUUCUUGGUGUGGUAGUUUUCUUACUUCUGACCGGUCAACUAUUCUCUCGAACAGACAAAAUACAGUUUCGAUUAGUGACUUUAAUUGCUUCGGCAUUGACAAUAAUUGGUGCCGGAUUAACCAUUAUAUGGAGAGAAAAUACUGGAUAUGGUGAAUAUAUAGGAUACAUGUUAAUUGGCGGUAUUGGAAUGGGUGUAGGUCUUCAAGUUAUUAUAUUAUGCGUCCAAAGAUUGGUUGAGCCGAAGGAUAUAGCUUCGGUUACUACAUUAUCAUUUUUCUUUAGUAACAUUGGGGGUGUUUUUGGAAUCGCAAUGUCAGGAACAGCAUUUAAUAAUAGACUUUCUCAAGAAUUAAGUACUUUAACUUUACCUCCAUCUUUUUCAACACAAUCCGUAUACACUAUACAAUCAUUACCACCAGAUACACAGCCAUUGGUAAUUCACGCUUAUGUGUUAGCAUUUCAAUUCACUUUUGCACUUUUCACAAUAUAUAGUGCGUUAAUGUUUAUUUCAGCGUUGUUUAUGGGAAAUAGUAAACCAAUACAUAAGGAUGGAGAAAAAAUG